GACCGAUAAAAGGAAGCGCGUUGUAUCGGGAGCUGCAUAUGAGCCUGUCUGCUGCCGUCUCAGCUCACCAGAUGCCAGCACUGCAGUUUGAGAGAGGUGCAUGUUCGCCACAGCACCACUUUCAGAUGCCUUCGCUGAUAGAAUUACAGCACAGCUGGCUGUAGGGAAGACAUACCAGCAGAGGAAGAGUUGCCACACACUGUGUGCUAUAAGGCAUCAUAGGAUGAGAGGACGGCGAGUCGAAUGACCAUGUGUGAGGCGAACACCAGUGGCUGGAAGAUGACUGUGUUUGGGGUGCUGGGGGCAGAUGGGGUCUCCAGGCAGGGCAACACCCUACAAUUCAUUCUCAUCCUACUCCUGAAGGUGUUCCUCAAUCUGCUGGUGGCCGUAUCUUGCUUCAGCAGCCUGCGACGCUCGCUGAUGGGAUACAUGGCGCACUCUGUGAUCCUGGCUGACGGCCUGCUCCUCUCAGUGGUGACGAUACCCUGGCUCCUCGGGGAGCACGUCGACACUGCGCAGUGCAUGUGCUUUGUGUUGGCGCAUGCCUCAACCAUUUACUCCGUGCUGCCACUCCCAGUUCUGCUCCUGGGGACACUGGAACAUGUCUCUCACCUGCUGCUCGGAGCUCCCCUCACAGACACCCGUAGGGGGCUUGCAUACUCCAUGCUGGUCCUCCUUCUCUGGGCACUGGCCUGCCUUUACUCCUCCUCUGUCACAAACACGGUGGUCUGGCAUAUCCACCCCUAUCAGCUGUGCAUGAUUCACGAAUCCUCUGUAGUAACUUACUUCAGCAUUGGACUCUGCUUACUCACUCUGUGUGUACUGAUAACAUUCCGCCAAGAAGCAACCGUGUGGAUCAGAGAAAGCCACAAGUACACAGACUCUUGUCCAACCCUUAAACAUAGUGAUCUGACCUUCACGUAUAAGAAGGUUCAGGACCUGCAUAUUGAAGGGGUGAGUCCAGCUUUCUCCUGGACAGGGCAGGACAGGAUGAAUGGAUCAGCGUUCUUACUCAGCCUUGUCUUUGGGUUCGCAACCAGCUGGGGCCCCUUUCUCUUCAUUACUACAGCCUUCUGGCUCCUAGACUUCAAUGCUCCCUCUUACAUCAGCUUUAAUCUCCUCUGGCUGAUGUGCGCCAAUAGCCUGGUGGUUGGAGUGAUCUUCGCAUCCUGUGGCAAGGCAUCGGGACUAUCUGUCUUGACCCUCGAUGAAAUCUGCGACUGGGAGAUGUGCCGGGCGCUUGUCCGCCAGGAUCGGCUUGCUCGUGGCAUCUCUACCAUCUCCGAGAAGACAAGAGCGGCCAUCUUGCGUGUGUGACCACUAGACAGCAGAGAUCACAUUCGAUUGCAGUGGACCUCUGUUCCAGCUAGGAAGUGUGCUAGGUCACGUCAGAAGCUCACGCACAUCAGCUUCUAGAUGAUUUGGAGCAUCUGGAGAAAAUCCAACUUCAACCUAAACACGAGAAUCCCUUCGGAAAGGCCAGUCUGUGGAAGCAGCUCAUCAGUAGUGUCCAAUAGUGGGUAGACUCCAAAAAAUUAGACACAAGUAUCUUUAUGAUGACAAAAAUAAAACUGAGGAAUGUUCUGCACAAAAACUGGAAGAUUAAAUGGUCUGAUAACAUGCACGUUUACCAACUUUCAACCACAGAUGAAAGGGUCUAAGUUUGGGGACAGAAAGGUUUUAUGUUAUUGUGCAGCGACGUACCUGAUCUCUGAGCACAUUUGGAGUGUUUCCCUCUGGUCACUUGGCAAAAGCACACAUGGGAUUCUACAUUUUGUAACUUACAAAAUAUUUUUGUAUUUGAAUUCAACAUAAUUGCAAAAAAGUGUAACAUAAUAAAAUUGCAUAUGUCAC
Brienomyrus brachyistius is the source of this 1854-nucleotide messenger RNA. RefSeq lists its product as uncharacterized. The transcript is spliced from 3 exons. Lineage: Eukaryota; Metazoa; Chordata; Actinopteri; Osteoglossiformes; Mormyridae. Gene Ontology annotation, cellular component: plasma membrane; signaling receptor complex. Bases 244 to 1317 code for a protein of 357 amino acids. The record is from RefSeq and is a predicted model, not a curated record.